This is a messenger RNA of Ipomoea nil (Japanese morning glory), 628 nucleotides long. RefSeq lists its product as uncharacterized. Lineage: Eukaryota; Viridiplantae; Streptophyta; Magnoliopsida; Solanales; Convolvulaceae. The transcript has 3 exons. The record is from RefSeq and is a predicted model, not a curated record. The coding region runs from base 189 to 494 and encodes 101 amino acids.
AUGGUCCUACAGCUCAUUUUAAGCUCUCAAGACUUGUCCUGCGGAAGGAUCUCAAGGUGGGAUAAUAAGAUUAAAUAGAAUGGUGGUAUUGAUUAGUUGUGGGCAUAGGUAGUUAGGUGGUAAUGGUGGUAGAGGUGUUAGUGGUCGAAGGUGGGCAUACACACACAUAGGAGGUGGUGGUGUUGAUCAUGAGUGAAGCCUCAUGUAAGUUUUUGCACUUGAAAAUUUUUAAAGAUAUCUUUAGAAGCCAAAUUAUUGAACAUGUUUCAUAUCUGUAUAAGUUCGUAGACAACUUUCAGACUCAUCAGACUGGACUUACUCAGUCUUCUGGACCAUUCGUCCUCGCCCGAGAGUUCGCGGUGGGAAUGAUUGCAAGGUUGGAGAUGACAAUCCGUCAAGACUGUAUCAAGAUGUCCAUUCAGUUAUAUAAUUAUGGAGAGUUGCAGAGUGUUUGGAAGAGAUGGAUGGGGAGGAUCAAUCAGAAAGGCCUUUAGCAAGAUGUCCAUUCAGUUAUAUAAUUAUGGAGAAGGGUGGAUACUGGGUAAGUGAUUUGGUAUUGGAUUCUAAACCCCGGCCCCCUCCUCUCACUGUCUCUGUGGAUAUAGUUAAAAGGGAGUAUAAAUAAAUU